Pyricularia grisea is the source of this 1512-nucleotide messenger RNA. RefSeq lists its product as uncharacterized. Gene Ontology annotation, molecular function: zinc ion binding; L-iditol 2-dehydrogenase (NAD+) activity. Lineage: Eukaryota; Fungi; Ascomycota; Sordariomycetes; Magnaporthales; Pyriculariaceae. The record is from RefSeq and is a predicted model, not a curated record. Gene Ontology annotation, biological process: D-sorbitol catabolic process. The transcript has 2 exons. Bases 359 to 1444 code for a protein of 361 amino acids.
GUUCUUUACACAUCCGAACGACGUACAGCAUGGAACAUCCAAGACGUAAGAGCCACAUCAUGGAGAAACCAAGCGGGUACUCUGGCUGUACUCCGACAAGCGGCGGAGGCUAAGUGGAUGUGUUGAUAUCAUUGCUUGAGGGGACCACCAUUGGUUUUUCUGUUGUUUCUUCCAAGUUUACUACACAAACCACAAUCCCAAUCCAAAUCCCAACCCUCAGUCUUUUCAUCCAAAUCAGUCUUUCCGGACAAUCUUGAUCUCAAGUCCCAUAAGCACGCACUCUCGGUAGCAUCAAUUGUUGAAAUAUACUUGUACCGGCAAACGCACCGAACCCACGUACAUCCAGAAAGGCAGCGCAAUGGCGUCCGCAACAGAGGGCAAAUCCAACCUCUCCUUCGUCCUCAACAAGCCGCACGAUGUCUGCUUCGAGGAGCGCCCGAUGCCCAAGCUCGCCUCGGAGCACGACGUCCUGGUCGCCGUAAACUACACGGGCAUCUGCGGUUCCGACGUCCACUACUGGCACCACGGGUCCAUCGGCGACUUUGUCGUCAAGGACCCCAUGGUCCUGGGCCACGAGUCGGCCGGCACCGUCGUCGAGGUCGGAUCCGCCGUCAAGACGCUCCAGGUCGGCGACCGCGUCGCCCUCGAGCCCGGCUACCCCUGCCGCCGCUGCCGCGAUUGCCUCGCCGGCCGCUACAACCUCUGCCCGGAGAUGCGGUUCGCCGCCACCCCGCCCUACGACGGCACACUGGCCGGCUUCUGGACCGCCCCCGCCGACUUUUGCUACAAGCUACCCGAGUCGGUCAGCCUGCAGGAGGGAGCCAUGAUCGAGCCCCUGGCCGUCGGCGUGCACAUUGUGCGCCAGGCCAAGGUUUCCCCCGGCCAGAGCGUCGUCGUCAUGGGCGCCGGCCCCGUGGGUCUGCUCUGCGCCGCCGUCGCCAGGGCAUUCGGCGCCACCACGGUCGUCAGCGUCGACAUUGUCGAGUCCAAGCUCGAGGUCGCCAAGCAGAUCGCCGCCACGCACACGUACCUGUCGCAACGCAUCUCGCCGCAGGACAACGCCAAGGCCCUGAUCGCCGCCGCCGGCCUCGAGGCCAACGGCGGUGCUGACGUCGUCAUUGACGCCACCGGCGCCGAGCCUUCUAUCCAGACCAGCAUCCACGCCGUGCGCGUCGGUGGAUCCUACGUCCAGGGCGGCAUGGGCAAGCCCGACAUCACCUUUCCCAUCUUGGCUUUCUGCUGCAAGGAGGUCACGGCCAGCGGGUCGUUCCGCUACUCGGCCGGCGACUACAGGCUCGCCAUCGACCUGGUGGCCAACGGCAAGGUCGACCUCAAGGCCCUGAUCACGGAGACGGUGCCCUUUGACAAGGCCCAGGAGGCCUUUACCAAGGUCAGCGAGGGGCAGGUCAUCAAGGUGCUGAUUGCCGGGCCUAAUGAGAAAUAGGGGUUGAGCAUUAGCUUUUGAGCCGUGGAGCUAUCUCAUUUAAUAUAACGAGUUGACAGAAUUAACGG